AGUCUCUGUGUUAAUGAUAUAAACGGCACCAAAACUGUCAUCUUCUUCGCCUAAGACAUUGCUUGUACUCUCCUAGGCGAUUUCGAGACUCAACCAACUCUACGUAUCUCUCAGGUUUAUUGAAUGAUGAAGAAGGCUACGGGGAAGGAGGGUAAGGCUGUAACAUUGGUCUAUUGGGACAUCAAGGAGUAUCCGGUUCCCCCUGGCUUUGAUCCACGUCGGGUCCGUCCGUGCAUUAAUGGGCUCUUGGAAUCUCAUGGCUACUCUGGUCCUGUCACCAUCUACGCCGUUGGCAUACUAACAGACGUCCAUGUUGACAUCCUUCGAGCUCUCUCUUCCUCUGGGAUCAUCCUUGAAUAUGAGAGUUCCAAUUCUUUAGUUUCUUCUGUUUAUACUUUAUAUAUAGAGAGUUUCUUCAAGUCUUUAGUUUCUUUCUGAAACAGGUUCCUCAGCCAUCAUGUCACUUAUGGAUGAGUGGAUGGAUGAGAAUUCACCUCCAGCUAAUAUGUUGGGCAUAUGCUUUCCCAAUGCCUUCCCGUCACCACUUGAAAGUGGAUACAACCUAUUCAGGCCGUUUUCAUUUACUUCUCCUGAAGAAGAUGCCAUCACCUGGAUUAACUUAAUUCUGACAGUGUCAGGGACACUUGAGGAUGAUAAAUGCAGUGAAACAACGGAUCAAUCUGCCGUCUGGUUCUGCUCAAUAUGCCAAGAUCUUGUUGGCGAUGGCAAAGAUCUUCGUGGCCAAGGCUUCGAUACUUUCACCAGCCAUCUCUCUUCCGAAGGACAUGUAGUUACGAGGACGGAGUACCUGCCUUUCGAGGAUCAUUUACCCUUGCCGAGAUUCAGGGACGAGGAUGAGAAUCCCCCCACCAUUGUGAGAUGGCAACCAGAGAAGGCUACUCUGGAGGAGGCUGAGGCUGUAACAUCGGUCUUUUGGGACAUCAAUUUGUUUCCGCUUCCCCCUGGCUUUGAUGCUCGUCUAGUCCGCCCGUCCAUCAAUCGCUUGUUGGAAUCUCAUGGCUACUCUGCUCCUCCCACCAUCUACGCCGUUGGCUUAUUAACAAACGUCCAUGAUGACAUCCUUCAAGCUCUCUCUUCCACUCGAAUCACUCUUUAUUAUGCCCCACACGGUUCCACAGACAUCAAGUCGCUUAUGUCUCGGUGAAUUUCUACGAAUCCACCCCCGGCUAAUAUUUUGGGCAUAUGCGAUCCGAGAGGCUUCCCUCUACCUUUGAGUGGAUACAACAUUUUCCGGCCGUUUUCCUAUUCUUCUCUUAAACAAGACUCCGUCCUCUGGGGAAGCUCUCUUCUGGCAGCAGAUUCAGGGGCUCUUGAAGAGGAUACGUGCACGGGUGAAUCUGCCAGCUGGUAUUGCUUAAUAUGCAAUCAUAUUGGUGGCCAAGGCUUCAAAAGUUUCACCAGGCAUCUCUCUAGUCGAAGCCAUUCAGAAAACCGUUCACAUCAGGGAAAGUAUUCUAAGAAACGGAGGACGUGAACACGAGAAGGAGAAAAAGAGUACUUGGUCCAUGGUGGUGUUCUUCUCUUGUUGGUGAUUGGUUCGUUCUACUUCUAGCGGCAAAUCUUGGGUUGAUCUAUGCAUAUUUUCGAGUCGUUUUAUUUUACUUUUAUGAACUGUACUUUUUAAAGUGUGUUUCAAAUUGAUCAGUAAAUGUGGUAGCGACAGUAAAACGAACAGUAAGAAUGUUUGAUAGUAAUGCCUACUUCUAACUUUUUUCUAGA
Camelina sativa (false flax) is the source of this 1740-nucleotide messenger RNA. The record is from RefSeq and is a predicted model, not a curated record. Lineage: Eukaryota; Viridiplantae; Streptophyta; Magnoliopsida; Brassicales; Brassicaceae.